Molecule: messenger RNA, 1500 nt
Organism: Paramecium tetraurelia
Lineage: Eukaryota; Ciliophora; Oligohymenophorea; Peniculida; Parameciidae
Exons: 4
Source: RefSeq, a predicted model, not a curated record
AUGAUUCGAUUUGGAAAAUCACCACAGCAUAUUUAAAAGAACCCAAAAAAACCAGACAAUUUAGAAAUUCUAACUCUAUUAGACAACUGCACAUUAAUUUUCAAGGAUGAUAGGAUAACAUUGAGGAAUAUGGUAAAAGAAGGUAAUCAAGAUGUCAUAGCAAUACUGAAUAAUUAUAAAAAGGGCAAUAAUUUUAAAGACUUAUCAACCGAUUUAAGAAAAUAUCUUAGAAGGAAGGGAGACAAAGAAAAUGAUAAAGUUCUUACUUGUUAAUCUCCUACAUCCAACAGAAUAUAAAAAGUCCAACAAUUACAAAUCUAACCUUAACAAAAUAGUCAAAAGAAAUCAUGCCCUGAUUUAUGGAAGCCAGCCGAAUAACAAUCUCCAAAAGCAAUCAACUUGUGCAAAAAUAAUUAGUUUGUCAAUGACGUUCAAUAUUCAGAAAUUGUACUUUCAGAUAGAAAUCAUAAUGAGUCGAAAGAUAUCGAGUAAAUUUAAUUUUAAACUAACGUCACCUAAUAAUACGCAUUUCAUCAGCCCACUACCAAUUAACUGGAUCAUUCAUAAACAAUUCAAUAGAGCAUUAAGAACAUUAAUUAUAAGAAUAAGACAUUGAUAUCGAUGAAGAAGAUGAUAUUCAAUCGCGAAUCCUCUAAUGAAAGCAUUUUAAAUUAGAUUUCUCAACCACCUCCUUAAACCCAAGAUAUUACUCCAAAAAACGAUAUCAAACCAACAUAGCUAUUUCAAAGUGGGCAUUCAACAUAUCUACAAAUAAACACUUGCUAAUCAUAUCUUUAACCAAUAUUGACAAUUUAAGAAAAAUCACCGGUCUCACUUAAAUCCCCAGAUACAGAAAAUAAAGUUGUUGUAAAGGAUUCUCAAAAACACUAUAGCUUUUACAAUUAUCAAGAUUACCAAAAGGUAGCCCAACCAUAAUAUAAGCAUUUAUUUACUCAUUGGCCUUCCCUAUUACACAAAUUAGAUAGACCUGAAUAUGUUCCUAACUACAGAGUUGUUCCUUAUAUUAAUUCUACACCUGAACAAAUAUUUUCAAUUCUGUUUCCAAAUUCUAGCAAAGCCAAAAUUAGUUACUUUGCAUUUGAGAACUAAUUAAAACAUAAUCUAUUAUAAAUUGACCGAGACUCACUCUUCAAAGAAUUAGAUAAAGACUAGGAUGAUUGGAUAAAUUAUAGAGAAACCGGAGUUAUUCUGGAAGGCCUAUGUUUAUAAGUAGAAUAGCCUAAGAAUUGCGUAAAAGUCAUUUUUGAGACUUUGAAAGGUCAACCAACUAUCCCUAAUACCUUAACUCUUUCAGAUCUUGAACUAUUUGAAUAAAAAACAGAUUUUCAAUUUGCCAGAUAGUAUAUAUCAUAUUUUUAUAACCUAGAUUAAUGGCAUCUCACUUAUUGGGAUUUAUAUAUGCAUCGUGACAUUUAUCUAAUGGAAAGAUUAUGUUAAAUAGUUUCAUAAAUUACAGGUGCUACUCAUAAUCAUUAAUGA